Cynara cardunculus var. scolymus (artichoke) is the source of this 1197-nucleotide messenger RNA. RefSeq names its product exopolygalacturonase-like. Gene Ontology annotation, molecular function: polygalacturonase activity. The transcript has 4 exons. NCBI's taxonomy places the organism in Eukaryota, Viridiplantae, Streptophyta, Magnoliopsida, Asterales, Asteraceae. Gene Ontology annotation, biological process: carbohydrate metabolic process. The record is from RefSeq and is a predicted model, not a curated record. Bases 1 to 1197 code for a protein of 398 amino acids.
AUGGGUAAAGCAGUAUGUUGCUUGUUACUUAUGGUAUUGAUUGCCAGGAACCACGCUGUUGUUGUAAAUAUAAAAACUAAAGGUGCCAUAGGAGAUGGCAAAGCUAACGAUGGCCCGGCAAUGGAGAAAGCUUGGAAAGAAGCAUGCGCAGGAGGACCAGCACCAAGCUCGGUGUUGAUUCCACCUGGGACUUAUAUGGCAUUUCCUCCGAUUCUUUUUGGUGGUCCAUGCAAGGGUCCGGUUGAGAUCAAGGCCACCGGAGCCACCAUCAAGGCCCCACCUGAGCUUGCAAGGUUCAAAUCCGACAGUUGGAUUGCCGUCCAGUAUAUCAAUAAGUUGACUAUGACUGGUGGUACUUUUGACGGCCAAGGCCAGGAAACAUGGAAGUCUAAAAAAUGCUCCGAUACAGCUCAAACAUGCCAAGUACCAGUCAAUAUCAGAUUCAGUUACGUCAAGAAUUCAUUGUUGAAAGACAUAACGUCUCUCAAUAGCAAAUACUUUCACAUCAACAUAUUGGGUUGUGACAACACCAUCGUUGAUCAUCUUACCAUCUUUGCACCGGACAAAAGCAUCAACACAGAUGGAAUGCACAUCGGGCGGACAAACGGGCUCAACAUCACUAAUUCAAAGAUACAAACCGGUGAUGAUUGCAUUUCUUUUGGAGAUGGAAGCAAGAACAUCCAUGUGGAGAGGUUGACCUGCGGACCUGGACAUGGCGUAAGUAUCGGAAGCUUGGGCAAAUAUGCAAAUGAGCAACCUGUAGAUGGAAUCUGGAUCAAGAACUGCACCAUGGAGAGAACCACGAACGGAGUGAGGAUCAAGACCUGGCCUAAUUCUCCCCCAGGAGUCGCCACCAACAUACAUUUCGAAGAUAUCAUCAUGAACAACGUAGAAAAUCCGAUAUUGAUCGAUCAACAAUACUGCCCUCAUAAUACUUGCAAGAAAGGUGCUCCGUCGAGAGUGAAGAUAUCAAACGUGAGCUUCAAGAAGAUCAGGGGAACAUCGGCAACAAAGGUGGCGUUGCGGAUUGUUUGUAACCAAGGAUUACCAUGCGACAACAUAGAGGUGUCUGGUAUCAACUUGACAUAUAAAGGAGGAGGAGGUGCCAUCUCUGAGUGUUCUCACGUCAAGCCCAGAGUAGUCGGUCAAAACAUCCCUCCGGCUUGUCCAGGUGCCCCACAUCAUAGGGCAGUAUGA